CGCGUUAGAAACAGUAGCAAAAGGAGAAUUAAAGGCACCGCAUAGCUGAGCCAAACUUUAGAAAAAUCUCUCAGAACUGUGACUCAGCCAUAGCUGCUUAGUUAAUGUUUCAACACUCACAUGACAUUAAAAGCCUCCAUGUGAGUAACCCCACUAGUUAUUUUGUUUCUUUCUGGGGAAAAUUUACAUUCUUGUGCUUUGAGGACACCCUUUUGGAGUGUUGUCAUCAGGGAUAACAAACUUUGUUCUUUGUUGCUGUGUUUAGUUUUGGAUAACUUGGAUUUGGUUUUGGAACCUUUUGAUAUCGUGUCUUGGUUUUGUUUGUUGCUGUUCUGUGGUGGUGUGAUCUGGGAAGUUUGUGAUGCCAGAAAAGGUAGAGAGUCAAAGGGCUCUUUGGUCUUCUAGUCCGAUGCUUAAUUGGCGUUUUGGGUUGCUCACAGCACUUGUUUUCGGUGGCAUGGUUGUGGUUUGGACCAUUGAUGGCUGCACUGUUAGGAAUGUUAUUGAAGCUUGGAGGUAUCGUCAAGAUUCUUUUUCUCUAAAGUCACAUUCUCCUAAUUUUACCUUUUCCCAUCACCAAAAUCUCACUUUUAGCCCCCCAUAUAGUUCACUUAGUUUGAAUCAAAACCAAACCAAUGCUACCCUCUUUGAUUCUCAUUCCCCUAAUUUUACUUUUUCCCAUCAUCAAAAUCUCACUUUUAGCCCCCCAUAUAGUCCACUUAGUUUGAAUCAAAACCAAACCAAUGCUACCUUCUUUGAUUCCCCCAAGCAUGGGAACAUCACACUGUCUGAGCACAGUGAAGUAGUUUCUGCUGAGAAUUAUAGUAGUAGUGGGGUGUUUGAUAAGCUUGACACAGAAACCCCAGCGAAGCCUGAAGUUAAGAAGCACUCAACUUGGCUUUCAAGUGAAUUAGAGCUAAACUUGACUUCAAAUCUUCUGGCAAGAUGGUUAGCUCCCGGGGGGGAACCUUGUAAAGAUUCUAAGACAGUGGGAAUAUCAAUUCCUGAGUUGGAUGGUGGGAAACUGAUAGAACUAUCAGCUGGAGAUGUGCAUGAGUUUGGUUUUCAAGCAUUGGAUGAUUUAGCGAAGCCUCGUUGUUUAGGUGGGGAUUACUUUGAAACUGAUCUUUCAAGUGACUCGUGGAAAUCUAGGCCUUUGGUGAAAGAUUUUAGCAAUGGUUCUUACUCUAUAUCUCUUCAAGUUCAUCCAGAUUUUGUUGGGGUUUACAAUCUCACUAUAAUUCUACUUUAUAGACACUUUGAAGGUCUGAAGUUCACUCCAUGGCGAUUCGUCUAUGAUCGAGUGGUGUGCAAUGUUGCAAUCCGAUUCUACAAAAGCAGUGCUCAGUUGCCAGAACUAGAGAGUUGUAAAGCUUCUGAUUUUGGCAAGGAUGUGUGGUGUGGAAGGUGGACAAGGCAUGGAAAGAAUGAUAACUGCCAAAUAGGUAAUGAUGGUAGGUACAGAUGCUUAGCACAAGAUUUUCCUUGUAAAGCACCUUGGUGUGAUGGUUCCUUGGGAGUUCUAGAGAGUAAUGGUUGGGUGUACUCAACUCACUGCUCAUUCAAGAUGUUUUCAUCUGAGUCUGCUUGGAAGUGCUUGAAGAAUAGGUGGAUUUUCUUCUGGGGUGAUUCAAAUCAUGUUGACACAAUACGUAAUAUGCUCAAUUUUGUUUUGGAUUUGCCUGAAAUACACGCUGUACCCAGAAGAUUUGACAUGAACUUUUCUAACCCAAAAGACCCUUCUCAAACAGUUAGGAUUACGAGCAUCUUCAACGGGCAUUGGAAUGAAACACAAAACUAUCUAGGAUUGGAUUCCCUGAGAGAUGAAGGGUUUCAAAAUUUGUUGAGGAAAUACUUCUCAGAAGAAACAGUUCCAGACACUGUGAUCAUGAACUCCGGAUUGCAUGAUGGUGUUCACUGGCACAAUGUAAGAGCAUUUUCAGCUGGAGCAGACUAUGCAGCAUCAUUCUGGGGUGAUGUUAUGAUGAGAGUGAAGCAAAGAGGGUUAGCAAUUCCAAGAGUCUUUUAUCGAACCACGGUUGCAACCGGUGGAUAUGCGAGAUCACUAGCAUUUAAUCCUAACAAAAUGGAGGUGUUCAAUGGAGUGCUCAUAGAGAAAUUGAGGAAAGCUGGCAUCAUCACUGGGGUGAUUGAUAACUUUGAUAUGACAUUUCCAUGGCAUUUUGAUAACCGGUGUAACGAUGGAGUCCACUAUGGAAGGGGUCCUGCAAAGAUGAAGUGGCGUGAUGGCCAAAUUGGUCAUCAGUAUUUUGUGGAUCUCAUGUUAGCUCAUGUUCUGCUCAAUGCACUGUGUGCAACAUAACAUGAGAGUUGGAACAGAAAACUUGUCUAAAAAGUAGACAUGAUUUGGAUAUGUUGGCAUCCCUGUAGAAUAAUGCAAUACCAUAGCAGGUGCUUGGACAAAGAAAAGACUAUUGAGGUAGCCUCCACCAUGUUUGAACUCUUACUGUUUCUGUAAAAUUAGAUUAAGCAUUCUUUUGUUCAUUGAUUUGUAAGCAGAGUUGUGUAUUUACUAUUCAUGAGCUUCAUUUAUAGAUAAGCAGAGGAUUUAUGUUCCUCGAAACACAUUUGUCCAUCGAUAAUAAAUAUCAAAGUUUAUAGGA
Messenger RNA from Cajanus cajan (pigeon pea), 2624 nucleotides. RefSeq lists its product as uncharacterized. The record is from RefSeq and is a predicted model, not a curated record. Lineage: Eukaryota; Viridiplantae; Streptophyta; Magnoliopsida; Fabales; Fabaceae.